Molecule: messenger RNA, 1209 nt
Organism: Drosophila biarmipes
Lineage: Eukaryota; Metazoa; Arthropoda; Insecta; Diptera; Drosophilidae
Product: cyclic GMP-AMP synthase-like protein
Exons: 2
Coding region: 80-1117 (345 amino acids)
Source: RefSeq, a predicted model, not a curated record
AUAAGCCAGCGCAGUCGAAUUUUAAAUAUCGUGCUGAAGAGUUGAACUUUAACUUGCAAGAGGAUUAUUUCGCGGAACCAUGAGUGGCCAGAACCAAAUAAAAGAAGUCCUGAGAAGCUUGCAAAUUUCUGACGAAGAUCGUUGUGAGUACACGUCGGAUGCCAUUGCCAUUCAAAACCAUGUGAUUGAUGAGCUGAAAAAUAAGGACUCAGCUUUUCGCAGUGCCUAUGACGGCCUGAGUCUGGGUGGAAGUUACUUGGAUCGGGUCAAGCUGACUACUCCCGAUGAAUUUGACUUGCAUAUGAAGCUCAAGUUCCCAUUUCAAAUCACCCCAAAUCGAGACGAAAAUGGCUUUAUCUUUCUGUAUGCACCUGGAGGACGGCACUCACAGAUCGUGGGCUCUGAUGGCUACAUUCGGCGCCAGUAUCUUCAGGACUGGUUGCGCGGCAUCUUCAAGCAGGUGUUCAAUCCAACAUUGAGAUUAAAAAGUGACAGGACUGGCAAUACCUAUACGGUGUCGUAUACUUUGGAGGGAUACGGCUGCGCCCAUUCCAUUGAAGCCAAGUGCGGAGAUCGCAUUAUAGCUAUGGACCUGGUGCCGGCCUUCGAGUUCGAAGGUUCUCAGUGGCCAUUUGCUAAUCCACCGGUUCCCUGGCAGACGCGCAGUCAGUAUCCCUGGUUUGCCAUUCCGCAAAAGAAACCGCGGAACCAGGAUGAUCGCACUUUUAUGGUGUGUGCCCCUCAUUGGGAACGCGAAGUGAUGAAGGGCUCAUACAAUAUGAAGAACGUGUUGCGUCUCAUGAAGGGAUUACGCGAUGGUAAUAGCAGCGAUUUGCCGCAUUUGUCCAGUUACAUGCUGAAGAGCGUGCUCCUCCAGGAAAUCCAAAGUGUCAACUGGAAGCGCGACGAGGCUCCUCUGCUGGUGGAGAUGUGGGGUAAAUUGGUGUACCGUCUCAAUGCUGGCAGACUGGAUUUCUUCUUGGCCGACGGCCACAAUAUCUUCGAUCGUCUGAAUGAACGAGAACUAAGCAUCUGUCGCAGUAACGCCAGCCGUAUUUACCAAGAAUUACGUGUAUGCAACGGCUCUCAGUUGUAUAACCUAUUUAAAAAGAACUAAUCAUCUAUGCAUUUUUUAAGGCGGAAUUUCUAUUCUAUUAAUCAAUUGUAUUCGGCUAUAUUUCAAUAAAAAAGCAUACAUAUAUACCCUGA